Molecule: messenger RNA, 1145 nt
Organism: Triticum dicoccoides
Lineage: Eukaryota; Viridiplantae; Streptophyta; Magnoliopsida; Poales; Poaceae
Product: NAC domain-containing protein 87-like
Exons: 3
Coding region: 79-909 (276 amino acids)
Biological process (GO): regulation of DNA-templated transcription
Molecular function (GO): DNA binding
Source: RefSeq, a predicted model, not a curated record
ACCUCUUCACAUCUCCCCAGCCUCUGGUUUUUCCACAACGUAGCAAAGGUAAGCUGGUAGAUCCGUGAGGCCGCAGCGAUGUCGGACGUGACGGCGGUGAUGCAUCUGCGGGGGGAGGAGCCGUGGCUGGCGCUUCCUCCAGGUUUCCGGUUCCACCCCACCGACGAGGAGGUGGUCACGCACUACCUCACCCCCAAGAUCCGCAACCCCGACUUCUCCUGCCUCAUGGUCGCCUACGUCAACCUCAACAACACCGAGCCGUGGGACCUCCCGAAAAAGGCGAAGAUGGGCGCGGGCGAGACGGAGUGGUUCUUUUUUGUGCACAAGGAUCGGAAGUACCCGACGGGGACGCGCACCAACCGGGCGACGAAGAGCGGCUACUGGAAGGCGACGGGUAAGGACAAGGAGAUCUUCCGCGGCACAGGACUGGACGCCGUCCUCGUCGGCAUGAAGAAGACGCUCGUCUUCUACCGCGGCCGCGCCCCCGGCGGCCAAAAGACGUCGUGGGUGAUGCACGAGUACCGCCUCGAGGGCGAGCUGCCCCAUCGCCUACCCCGCUCCGCCAAGGACGAUUGGGCUGUUUGCCGGCUGUUCAACAAAGAAUUGGCCGCGCAGAAUGCACCCCAGAUGGCGCCGGCGGCCGACGCGGACAUGGAGGAGGAGGACCCGUUCGCCUUCCUCGAUGAGUUGCUCAACAGUGAUGACUUGCUCAACAACGCUGGCCUGUUCGGCAAUGCCGACCCGCCGAUGCUCAUGGACUAUCCGUCAGGCGCCAUAGACUUCGCCGGCGCUUCCAGCUCCACCUCCAGCGCGGCCCUGCCGGUUGAGCUGGACAUGGAGCAUCGGACCCGCAAGAUGGAGCCACCGGCGCCGCAGCAGCAGAGCCCAAACUACAUGUGGAAGAUGUGAUGAGACUAAUGAAUCCAUCCAUCUAUGACCCGGACUAGAGCGUCUCAAUUUGCUGGUAGCUAUAUAUAGAUGGUUAUUUGGUUGGAGCUACCUCUUCGAUUGAUUAGUUGCUUCAUUAACUUCGAUUAAGGAUCGAGUUAGUUGAUAAAACUUAUUGUGUAUUGAUGGAGCUGAACUAUUCCCCUUCUGAAUGUUCUAUUUAUUCUAUUGUUCUUAAUAAUACAUGCCAUGGUUGA